Messenger RNA from Eucalyptus grandis, 3895 nucleotides. RefSeq names its product pentatricopeptide repeat-containing protein At4g14190, chloroplastic. The record is from RefSeq and is a predicted model, not a curated record. Gene Ontology annotation, molecular function: protein binding. Lineage: Eukaryota; Viridiplantae; Streptophyta; Magnoliopsida; Myrtales; Myrtaceae. Bases 69 to 1655 code for a protein of 528 amino acids. The transcript is spliced from 3 exons.
CAAGAUAUGAUAAGGGACUGAAGAGCAGAGGAAGAAGUCUCAGAGAAACGGACGGCCAAACGCCAAACAUGGAGGCCGCCAUCAAGUUCCAAAUCCAUGGCGGCAUCGGCGCCGCCCUCUCGCUCGCGCUCGCAGCUCCCAAACCCCACACAAGGCGACCCACAAGCCUCGCCGUCCACGGCGGCGGCAACGGCGGCGGCGGCGGCAUCUGCGGCGGCAAGAAGUCGAGAUCCCCGGACACCCGUUUCCGGUCCCGCCACGAAAUCGAAGCCCCGCGUCGCGGCUCCGCGCAACACAGGGCGAUCCUCGUGGAGGCCUUCCACGAGCACCGGAGGCUCAACGCGCUGCUCCAGAGGCUCGGCGAGGAGGGCUCUUGCCCUCUGCGGCUGCUCGAAGGCGAUGGAGAUUGGACGCGGGACCAGUUCUGGGCCGUGGUCAAGUCCCUGCGGCACGCUUCGAGGUCCCAUGAAGUUCUCAAGGUAUUUGAUAUGUGGAAGGCCAGAAAACCGUCUCGUGUUACUGAGUUCAACUAUGAGACGAUAAUACUGUUGUUAUGUGAAGAGGGUCUGAUGGAUGACGCAGUUUCAGCAUUUCAAGAAAUGAAAAAUAACAAUCUGAGUACUUCUGUAGAUAUAUACAAUGGAAUAGUCCAUGGAUAUGCCAACAGAGGGAACUUUGAUGAUGCAUUAUUGUUUCUUGACAAAAUGAGAGAAAAUGACUUGGGCCCUGAUAACAAGACCUAUAAUGGGCUAAUCCGAGCAUAUGGAAAAUAUAAAAUGUAUGAUGAGUUGGGAAUGUGUGUAAAGCAAAUGGAAUUAAACAGAUGUUCGCCUGACCAUGUCACUUAUAAUUUGCUUAUCCGAGAGUUUUCUCGUGCUGGGUUACUUCAACAGAUGGAGAAACUGCAGCGAACAAUGUUUUCUAGGAGAAUGUAUUUGCAGCCAUCAUCUCUGGUAUCAAUGCUCGACGCAUAUGCCAACUUUGGUGUUUUAGCUAAGAUGGAGAAGGCUUACAUAAGGGUUUUGAACGCGAAAAUUCCCCUAAAGGAGGAUCUUAUCAGAAAAUUGGCUGGAACUUAUAUAGAGAACUACAUGUUUUCUAGGCUGGAUGAUCUGGGAUGCCAUUAUUCUUCAAGUAGUGGUAGUGAUCUUCCUUGGUUCUUGCGGCUCCUUUCUAAUGCUUGUCUUUUGAGUAUCAAAGGCAUGGACUUGGUUGUCGGGGAAAUGGAAGAAGCGGGAGUUCCUUGGAGCAUGACACUUUCAAACACUGUUUUUCUGGCCCUUUUGAAGAUGAAACAUUUUAAGCACCUGAGAACUUUACUCUUGAGGCUGCCAGCCGAAGGAUUGAAACCCGAUAUUGUGACUGUUGGGGUAUUAUUAGAUGCAAACCGAAUUGGUUUCGAUGGAUUUCCAAUUUUAGAUGCAUGGAGAAGGCUGGGAUUCCUCUACAGGGAUGUGGAGAUGGAAACCGACCCUCUGGUUCUCACUGCAUUUGGUAAAGGGCAUUUCUUGAGGAGUUGUGAAGAUAUCUACUACUCCUUUGAACUUGAAAACAGAGCAAAGACUAGGUGGACCUACAACACUCUUAUUGAUUCGGUAUCAGAGCUGUGGAAGGCAGACUCUUUUAAAACCAGUAAAUGCAGUGUGAAGUUAUAAUGUCCCUUCAAGGUUGAUCUAUGAAAAUUUUGGUACAGAGAGAUUUUGAAAGGGACAGAAUUCUUUUGCUUGAAACAGAGGAUUCUGGAAAAGCACUUCCAGUAGCCGCUUCAGAAAAUCGAUUGCAAAUUGCUUUAUUCAUGAUCAAGAUAAUCAACCACGAGGCUCCAAAAAUUGGAAAUCAGCACAAUCUACCUGAGUUAUCAUGGACAUUAGGAAGGCAAAAAUUUGUGGAUUGGCAGAAGUUGUAUCUGUUCAAUUCCACAGUGCUGAUUAAAUCCAUUUGGAAGGACACUCGAGGGAAAAAAAAUGUGCCUUAGCAUCUAAUCUGGAUGAGAUUAAAAAGAGGCACAUUCUGAUGUGUGAAGCUAUACUGGGUAAGCAAGAAGUUGUUACUCUGGUUCUGGGGAACCCCUGCCUAGCUCUAUUGGAUACAACUCUAGGGUUGAUAACCUUUUCUAACCAUAGAAGUACAUAGACUGUUUCCCUCUCGUGAGUACCCAUGUCCUUUCCAAAUACAUAAGUUUCCAAGCUCCACUAAUAAGGAUGGUGAGCUGCAAUCUCUAUGCUUGUCACAUUGAUUUGAUUAAAAUUGAAUGAUUUUUCAUUUGAGAAACCUCUAAACAAUAAUCCUUUUUUGGCCAAUAGAUUACACCACUUGUUUGAGACAUUUGUUUAUCUUGCAUAUCCUCCCUUGUGCAGUUAUACCAGUUAUCUUGCUCGUGGGACAAUGGCCACCUGGAAUAAGUUUAUUAGCUGCAUUGUUGAAUUUACUAGGUAACUGGCAAAUGGAACUAAUAGCCAAGUUUCAUGAAGAUUCUUAUGUAAGUAUCUUUAAGAUAUGAUGGUUUUUCAUUGAUGGCAACUAUUAGCAAGCAACCUUCGAGUUUUUCUUAAGGUGUUAUUGGCAUCUGAAAAGGUAAUUUGGUCUUUUAACAAAUUCCUCUAAUUUGCUCUCCUCAAUGGUUUUAGGAACAUGCACCUCAUUCAACACCUUCGAAAGUGCAUUCUUAUGUUUCUUUGAGGAUCGAAAUAAGUCCAAUAAGGAAAUAUGCACGGUUAUAUUUCUCAGUUGAUCCACCACGCCCAUGCUGAUUGCGAAGCGUAUGAUUGCCAAGGAGAUCCCACGUGAGAGUCCCCUGAUGUUCGUUGGCUUGGACCCUUCGAACACUUGUGAUUUCCAUAUGGGAGAAAAGCGCCAUACCACUGACAAUUGUCUGGUACUGAAAGCCAAAGUUCAAGACCUCAUGGAUAAUGGAGUGCUUUCAUUGUGCAACAGAAUUCCCUCCCUAAUCGUGCUGGUGGGGUGAAUCCCAUAUUGGGAGAGGCGUAACAUGUUCCAAAGGUGUUUAAGAUUGACUUUGCUGCGGUGUAUGGUAUACAUAUUCAACUGGGGCACUACCCAAGCAGGGACAAGCUCUCAUUAGAGGAAAAGUUGGAGCAUAUCCAAAGGAUGACUCCAUUUGGCAUUAUUAGAUGCAUUGAUGAGAAGGAGAUAGUUGCUACCAUGAAUCCCGUUGUAAAUGAUUUGUCCACAAAAGACUCCUUUACACGCGUGGGCAGAGGUAGAUAAUGUAAGGCCACUAGUCAUUGACCUCCUAUCUGAAGAAUCCUCUUGUAUGGAGAUGGAAGGAAGUGGAAUGAAGCCUGUGGUCAUCGAGCGGUCGCCUUUAGACAAUGAUCAGAUGAUUAUCAUGGAAUUAUCACUCCCUAGUGUUAUGGAACUGAAGAUGUUGAUGCCGUGAUUCAAUCAGGAUGAUGUUACGCAAUUGCCGAAGUUGUGGAGAAAAGGCCCACAAGCAAAGAUGCAAUACCCACGAAAAUUUUCUCAUUGGACUUAUUUCAUUUCUCAGAGGAACAUGAGAAUGCACUUUUGAAGGUGUUGAACGAGGUGCAUGUUCCCGACACCAUCGGCGAGAGUAAAUUAGAGGAAUUUGUUAGAAGAAAAUCGCCUUUUCAGAUGAGUGUUCCCGACAGCCAUGCAUAGGCUUUGUGUACUGGAUCUGAUAUGUGGCGUCUCGAGUUUGGUUUGGCAGGUCGGUUAAGCCAGGUCAAUAGAGGUGGAUUGAGUGUAGUAGUCGAUUUUGUUAAGCUUGCUGCAAAGCCUGGCAUGCAUCGUUGGUUAUUGGCGAACAAGUGAGUUUCCUUGGUGUACUGGACUUGGAAAAACUGUCGCAUAUCUUUUGUUAUGUAAUGAAUGCAUUUGAUCUCUUGUUGGAAAGGAAAAGAAAACUUUGUAA